UAAACGACUGAGGCGAUUAAUUCAUUCGGCUGCCGACGGGCUCGGAGUCGGGUAGGGCGCUGUCUGAGGGGGCCGCUGUUGGAAAAAGGAGUCCGAGGCCUGGUCUGGCGAGCGGACGCUGUGAGGUGGAGGCUGUAUCCGCCUCGGGCCCGGCCGGAAGGCCCGUGAGAGGCGGAGGCUUCGGCCUGGGCCUCCCCUGCGGGGAAGGGGACGCAGCCGUGACCCGCCUCUCUUUCUCCCCUGAAGGAGGACGGAGGAGCCCGGCGGGGGAAGGAAGGAAGCGCCGCCCGAGAGGAGGAGGAGAGCGGGCCCCGCGGAGCAGCCCUGCCCGGUCCCGGCGCGGCUUCCCCGGGAGACGGCGGGAAAAGGCCGGGAGGCUCCGGGGCUGCCGGAGGGAUGAGCCCAGGGGGAGGCCGGGAAAGGCGGCUGCCUGGAGGGCGAUGCGGGGAGGAGGAAACGGGCGGAGACCCCGAGACGGUCCUGGUGGGCGGAGGCUCCUUCGGAAGACCCGGGAGGCCCCCAAGGAUCCAGGAGGGAGGAAAGGAAUAUCAGUGCCUGGAAUGUAAAAAAUCCUUCAAAAGAAACGACCAUCUUGAAAGCCAUCUAAGAAUCCAUUCAGGAGAGAAACCUCAUAAAUGCUUUGAGUGUGGAAAGAGCUUCAGUCAUUUGGGAAACCUUUAUAGACAUCAAAGGAUCCAUUCAGGAGAGAAACCACACGAAUGCCUGGAGUGCGGAAAAAGAUUCAAUUUGAGGGAAAGCCUUUAUAGACAUCAAAGGAUCCAUACUGGAGAAAAACCAUACAAAUGCCUGGAAUGUGGAAAGAGCUUCAAUGUGGUGGGAAACCUUUAUACACAUCAAAGAUUCCAUUCAGGAGAAAAGCCAUAUAAAUGCCUGGAGUGUGGAAAGAGCUUUACUCUGAGUGGACACUUUUAUACACAUCAAAGAAUCCACACAGGAGAAAAGCCCUAUAAAUGCCUAGAAUGUGGAAAGAGCUUUACUGAGGGUGGACAGCUCCAUAACCAUCAAAGGAUCCACACUGGAGAAAAACCAUAUAAAUGCCUGGAGUGUGGAAAGAGUUUCAGUGAGAGCGGAAGUCUUUCUAAGCAUCAAAGAAUCCACACAAGAGAAAAACCAUAUAAGUGUCUGGAGUGUGGAAAGAGCUUUACUGUGGGUGGACAGCUCCAUAAUCAUCAAAGGAUCCACACUGGAGAAAAACCAUAUAAAUGCCUUGAGUGUGGAAAGAGCUUUACUGAAGGUGGACACCUCCGUCGACAUCAAAGGAUUCACACUGGAGAAAAACCGUAUAAAUGCCUGGAGUGUGGAAAGAGCUUCAGUCAGAAAGGACAGCUUUAUAGACAUCAAAGAAUCCACAUAGGAGAAAAAUCCUAUAAAUGCCUGGAUUGUGGAGCAUCCUUCACAACAAGCAGAAAACUCAGAAAUCAUCAAAGAAUUCACUUGGGGGAAAACCCCUAAAAAUUCAUGGAGUGUAGUAAACUUUCAGUCAAAAUAUGUUUCAGUAAAAAUUAUAAACUUUACUCUCAGAAAAAGUUUUUAAGUGUGCUAAAUCCUUCAGAAACGGCAAUUCCAAAACCACCAAAAAUCCAUAUGGGAGAGAAACAUAAAUGGACUGAUUAUGGCUAUAAAUAUAGGCAGCAAAUUCUGCAGCCUUGGAUGACAUGCACAAGGGUUUCUCUAGUGCUAAGAACCUUCUUAAAUACUUAUCACAGAUCUAAUUACAAUCCAAUAAGGCACAGGUGUGGAUUUUGCCCAUUCAACCUGUGGAUAUAUACUGUACUAUCAGCCCAAACCUUCAAACUUGGAUAUGCAAACUUGGGAAUAGAACCAUUUUACUAUUUCUUUUAUUAUCAUGGUUUGUUUAAUAUCCUAAUUUAUGAAACCUAAUAAUAUUGAUUUGA
Molecule: messenger RNA, 1916 nt
Organism: Ahaetulla prasina
Lineage: Eukaryota; Metazoa; Chordata; Lepidosauria; Squamata; Colubridae
Product: zinc finger protein 239-like
Exons: 1
Coding region: 397-1473 (358 amino acids)
Biological process (GO): regulation of transcription by RNA polymerase II
Cellular component (GO): PcG protein complex; transcription regulator complex
Molecular function (GO): DNA-binding transcription factor activity, RNA polymerase II-specific; RNA polymerase II cis-regulatory region sequence-specific DNA binding
Source: RefSeq, a predicted model, not a curated record